CAACAGCUCAUAAAACAAUCUAAACACCCCCAUUUAUCAGAUCUCUACAUCUCAGCAAUUCAAGUGUAGAUUAAAUUUUAUAAAUAACCCAAAUCGCUACUUCUCGAAUAUGCUUAAAUUAUAAAAUAGAAAAGGAGAACAAGGGGAAACUACCAGAAGAUCAAAAUUCCGAAUUGCCAAACCAUACAAAGGAGAAUAAAUUUUUCCUUUUCUUGCUUUCGACCAAUCAAAAUUGUUACAGAAAAAAAGGAAUCUUGAAAUUGUUACAGAAGAAGUCAUAUUCUUGUGCGGGCUCUUGGACUGCUUUGCAGGGAGAAGCGGAAGAAGACAAGUAGAAACCACAAGCUUAUCAUGGAUAAAGGAUGGAUGUGUGAACCAAAGUUCUCUAAAAGAUAUGUUGAAGGUGUCAAAUCUUUUAUGAAAUUUGUUCAGUCUCGCUUUGAUCGAAACACUAAAGUUCGAUGUCCAUGCCAAGACUGUUUAAAUAUAAAUUUCCAAACACAAGAAGUAGUGUAUGACGACUUGUUGAUGAAAGGAAUUAUGAAAGAUUAUGUGCAAUGGAUAUACCAUGGGGAACAACCACAAAAGAGAGAUAACGGUGAAGUGAUUUACGAGGAAGAUGAAAAUGAAGAGCAUGACAAUGAUGAUGGAAUUCAAACUAUGUUAGAAGAAGCCAGUGGAAGAUCGUUUGCCAAUUUUUCAGAGGAGAAAACAACUGGUGAUAAUGUAUUUGGUAAUAUGAGUGAGAAGGAAGCUAAAAAGUUUGAUACAUUACUGGAAGAAGCUGAGCGUGAAUUAUACCCGGGAUGUAAGAAAUUUUCGAAGCUUUUGUUUCUUGUGAAGUUGCUACACUUGAAAGUGUACAAUCAAUGGAGUAAUAAAUCGUUUACCAUGUUGUUGGAGUUACUAAAAGAGGCACUUCCUAAUGGUGAGACACUUCCUAAGUCGUAUUAUGAUGCUAAAAGCAUGCUGCAAGGUUUGGGAUUAGGAUACAUUUCGAUCCAUGCUUGCAAAAAUGAUUGUGUGUUGUACUGGGCUGAACAUAAAGAUAGACAAAAGUGUCCACAUUGCGGCACUUCAAGGUGGAAAAUUGAUAAUGGAAGGGAUAAAAAGAUUCCUCAUAAAGUUUUGCGGUAUUUUCCGUUAAAGCCGAGACUUCAAAGGUUAUUUAUGUCUAAAAAAACAAGCGAGGACAUGAGGUGGCAUAAAGAAAAACAUCUUGAUGAGGCGAAUGUGUUAAGGCAUCCCGCUGAUUCUGAAGCAUGGAAAGAGUUUGACAUGAAUCAUCAGUGGUUUGCACAAGAACCUCGUAAUAUUAGACUCGGUCUAGCAACUGAUGGUUUUAAUCCAUUCGGUAACAUGAGCACAUCGUAUAGUAUGUGGCCUGUCAUUCUCGCUCCUUAUAAUCUUCCUCCUUGGAAAUGUUUUAAGGACCCAUUUAUGAUAAUGUCAUUACUUAUUCCUGGUCCUCAAGCACCAGGAAAGGAUAUUGAUGUGUAUUUGCGUCCCUUGAUUGAUGAAUUGAAAGAGUUAUGGAAUGAUGGUGUAGAGACUUUUGAUGCAUCAACCGGAGAGUGCUUCAAGAUGCAUGCCGCUGUUUUAUGGACCAUAAAUGACUUUCCUGCCUAUGGUAAUUUAUCUGGAUGGAGUACUAAGGGAUACAUGGCAUGUCCUACUUGCAAUAAGGAUGCACCUUCACGAAAGAUAAGAAGUAAAAUUUGUUAUAUGGGUCACCGUCGGUAUCUUGAACCUAGUCACUCUUGGAGAAGAAGCAGGAAAUUUGAUGGGAAGAAAGAAGAAAGAUUGAAACCAAAAGAGCUCUCAGGAGAUGAUAUCUUACAACAAUUGGAUUUACUCAGUACUUAUAGACCAGGAAAACAGUCAAAUAGUAAGAAAAAUAAACGUCUUCCUGAAGAAUUGAAUUGGGUGAGGAGAAGUAUUUUAUUUGAGUUACCAUACUGGAAGAGCUUGAAGUUACGGCAUAAUUUAGAUGUCAUGCACAUAGAAAAGAACAUUUGUGAGAGUAUUUUGGGGACAUUAUUGGAUAUUGACGGGAAAACUAAGGACACAGAUAAAGCAAGAAAAGAUCUGAAGGAUAUGAACAUAAGAAAAGAACUAUGGUUGAAGCAAGAUGGUUCUAAUUAUACAAUGCCAGCUGCUUGUUAUAAUAUGACAAAAAAAGAGAAAAAAGAGUUUUGGGCAUUUUUAAAAUCUGUUAAAUUUCCUGAUGGUUAUGCUUCAAAUAUCUCAGGGUGUGUAAGUGUGGAUGAUGGUAAGAUAAAUAGACUCAAGAGUCACGACUAUCAUGUUUUGUUACAACGACUGCUGCCUAUUGCUCUCCGUGGAUUUGUAAAUAAAAAUGUCUCUUCAGCAGUAAUUGAGUUAGGCCAGUUCUUCCAACGAUUAUGUUGUAAGACAUUGAGAAGAGGUGACUUAGAACAACUUGAAAGGGAUAUAAUUAUUAUAUUAUGUAAGCUUGAGAUGAUCUUUCCACCUGCUUUUUUUGAUGUUAUGGUACAUUUGGCUGUGCAUUUACCGCGAGAGGCUAUGUAUGGGGGUCCUGUACAAUAUCGUUGGAUGUACAAAAUUGAGAGGUUUUUGUGCAAGCUUAAGCGUUAUGUGCGAAACAAGGCACGACCAGAAGGUUCUAUUGCAGAAGGCUAUAUUAUUGAUGAAUGUUUGACGUUUUGCUCUAUGUAUCUUACUGGACAUAUUUUCAAAGAGUGUUAG
This is a messenger RNA of Lycium ferocissimum, 2730 nucleotides long. RefSeq lists its product as uncharacterized. The coding region runs from base 352 to 2730 and encodes 792 amino acids. Lineage: Eukaryota; Viridiplantae; Streptophyta; Magnoliopsida; Solanales; Solanaceae. The record is from RefSeq and is a predicted model, not a curated record. The transcript is spliced from 3 exons.